UGACCCUUUUGAGGCCACAUGAAUGGGCUACCACAAUGUUCAAAGAAUGAAGUGGCGUCAAACAAAGACUGUUAUUCGGUUUGCCAGGUUCGUCGAGCUAGAGAAUAGUGCCAUGUAACAUUCUACUGAGAAUGAAUUUCAGCCUAGGUUCAGUUACCAUUUUAUGGAGUCAGUCCUCAACUCUCUAGCUAGAGCAUCUACCAGUAGCACAGUAGGCAUGUUCCCUCUGACUGCUGCUCUAGGUUCCACAGUCUCAGUUAGCCUUCACCUGCUGAGUCUGUAUCUCCAGUUAUCCCAGGGUUAUCUUACAGCUAGUCUUAGGGAUAAUUUUAGUUUAAGGCUGGGGUCAGGUUAGAGUCAGCUAGGCUAGGCUAGGUUUAUGAUUUGUGUUUUCUUGAUGUUAGGGUUAGGUCAGGUAUAUUUAGUUUAGGAUCAGAGUUAAUGAAACUAUCAUUACUGCAAGCAAACCCUUUCUACAUACAGUGCAAUACAGUUAAUGAUCAAAGGGGGAAAAAGGUAAACUGAACAAAAAGAGAGAAAUAAUUAUUAAUUUGUAAUAGGUUUUUUUAGGUUAAGUUCAGCUUCACAUUCCAGGACAAAUAAAGUUUCCACCAUAUCUGUGAAAACAUCCCUCAUUACUGAGGAACAUCAGUUAUUCUGUUUUUCAUGCAGUUCACACAGGGCACUGUCAUAGUAAAACAAACAAAGAAAUAAAUAAAACUUGACUUUCAGAUUAAAAUUAUGUAGUAUGGUAAAGGUAUAGUAUCAUGCCUGAAGAUAUUUUUUAUGAUAUAUAUAUCUGAAGUUUGCAAUCAAGUUAUAACAGACAUGAUGGACUUCCAAAACAGCUGUAUCACACUUGACAAAGGCUAUGAAAAAGGUUAGCAUUGAGGUAAUGGUUAGAGUUUUGGCAAGCACUAAGGGCUAUGGUUACAAAUUGUAGAGGAUAUUGAAACAGUAACAACUGUAAUCUGUAAUACGGCCUUCUUUCAAGGCCCCUGCUCUGGAUCAAAUGUGGCAAUUUCAGGAACAUUGCAUUCUGUUUUAGAGAAUUACACUAUGAGUGCUAAGCACGCUUUGACAUUCUUGUAGAACCCAAAUGUAAUCUGAUUUUUGUAAGUAGUUUAGAACAAGUAGUUAAUAUCGUAAGUCAAAUAUUCACUUCCACUUAAUUUUCAAAUAUUCUUUGGUAUCUGACAAAUAAACUUUGCUUAAUCAUGGUAACAAAGCUACUCUAAUAAAGCACCUGUCUGUAUCUUUGUGUAUCUAUAUAUCUCUUAGAGGUUUAUCCUAACAAGGGAUGCUCUAAAGAAACACCCAUCAGUAUGAGAAAUGAGGUAGUAACAGCACUUCUUAUGCUGUAAAGGUAAACCGAGAGGCGAUUAUCGCUAGUAUUGAUAUUUAUUAUAAAAGCGCUCCCUCGUGUGGUGUACCUGAGUAGCCGUGCGUUCUAACCGCUCACCUUCAAGCGCUCAAGUCAAGCUUGAGUGAACGUUAGUUACGCCAAUAAUAGCAGGGAUCGUGACGUUUGAUGAAUGCCACAGCCAAUAACAACUCACAUCGCAGAAAUGGGCGGGCUUCCAGCCAUUACGGACGCAAGCGUUGUUGUUGGAAGAAGAAGUCGAUUCAAGAAGCCAUUACGUUGCGCAGUUCAAUCAAGAAAAACUUACUAUUUUUACGUAUUCUACGCAAUUUUAGACUUUUCUCAAGUCCUAUUUAAAAUACAAUGGCAUCCCAGGCCAAAAAGAGAAAAAUGAAUUUCUCGGAAAGAGAAGUUGAAAUAAUCGUGGAGGAGAUGGAAAAGCAAAAACACAUUUUGGUGAACCACUUCAACGCCGGCGUCACGCACAUCACUAAGAACAACGCGUGGACAGAGAUCCUGAAACGCGUCAACGCAGUCACCAACUGCCAGCGCGAAUUGGCCGAGGUGAAAAAGAAAUGGUCCGAUUUAAAGACCGAGGUGCGUCGGAAGGUGGCCCAGGCCCGUGCGGCGAUGGAAGGCACCGGGGACUGCGCCACGGUUCCCGUCAUCCUUACCGCCAUGCAGCAGCGAAUCUGCAACCUGCUGGGAGAGGCUACCAUCAUCAGCCUGUCCGCCGGGGAGGCUGGCGAGGCUGGAGCGGAGAUCGCGGUGCCCGUACCCAUUAGCGCGGCCACCACGGUCACACUGGCGCAGAGUAUUCAGUCAGCACCUGGUACAACUUGUGAAAUAAAAACUCUAGAAGCAGCAGAGACCACCUACCACACGCUCGAAGAGGGGAUGGUGGAAUACUGCACCACGGAGACCCCCGUCACCGUGACAACGGAAGCGCCCGUGGAGAUGUUGGCGGCGCAGCCAGAGUGCUCGGUGAAACCGCAGGAGCUGAAGAGCCGCAUCGCCCUCAACUCGGCCAAGCUUCUGCAGGAGCAGCGCAUCACAAACCUGCACGUGCGCGAGAUCGCCCAGCACCUGGAGAACCAGAAUGACCUACUCCAGAUGAUCCGCCGCUCGCAGGAGGCCCAGGCCUGCGCCCAAGAGAGACAGGCUCAAGCCCUGGAGGGCACGCAGGCCGCCCUGCUGGCCCUCAUCCAGAUGUUCAGGCCUGCACUGAAAGACUUGAGGAAGUUCCUGCAAAAUGCGAACAGCGCGAGCAUGGGGGUCACUGCAGAGACUGGGGAAGGGGCGGCCAGUGUGCCACAGCAAGCCGAAGAUGGGCAGUAGGCCCAGUAAGGGGAGUGGACGGAGUGAGUCUGUGUCUAGGUUUGCUGGAGUAUGAAGAGUGUGGAAGAAAUUGUUGUAAAUUAUGCUGUCCCUAAGAUUAUACUGUAUGUUAUGCAAGUACAUAGUGCCUCAAACGGUUUGUGUCUGUGUGGACAGGUGUGGACGUAUGUGUGGAUGUGUAAUGAAUUUAGUUUGUUGUUGUUUUAAGUAUAAUUUUAUGCAAGUGGCCAAGGUGCAUUCAAUUUCAAACUACCACUUUGCAAACAAUGCGCAUUUUAUUGUUUUUCAGCAUGAUUUGUUUAGUUUAUUCCACGAUGUGGUCAAAGUUACAUAUGUCAUCAUUUAUUUUGCCUGACAAUAAGCUGCCUAUAGUUUGUAAUGGCGUCUGCCAUUACAUGUUAACAGACAAGAUAAAAAGUGAAAUAAACUGGUGACUUCAGUUUA
Molecule: messenger RNA, 3145 nt
Organism: Electrophorus electricus (electric eel)
Lineage: Eukaryota; Metazoa; Chordata; Actinopteri; Gymnotiformes; Gymnotidae
Gene: naif1
Product: nuclear apoptosis inducing factor 1
Cellular component (GO): nucleus
Source: RefSeq, a predicted model, not a curated record